Molecule: messenger RNA, 4326 nt
Organism: Apis mellifera (honey bee)
Lineage: Eukaryota; Metazoa; Arthropoda; Insecta; Hymenoptera; Apidae
Gene: Oatp58Dc
Product: solute carrier organic anion transporter family member 2A1
Exons: 8
Coding region: 1315-3468 (717 amino acids)
Biological process (GO): sodium-independent organic anion transport; transmembrane transport
Cellular component (GO): membrane
Molecular function (GO): protein binding
Source: RefSeq, a predicted model, not a curated record
CACUAAUAUUCAACCUGACAGAUUUGCCUCGAUUAUUCCAUAACGUGGCUUAAUGUUGUCGCAAUCGUCGAUAUAGACGAGGGAAGCCAUUGUUGUCACUUUUCACCCGGCUCGGCGCCGUGUUAUUUCCAAUUACGAAAGAAAGAAGAAAGAAAUUGAUAUCUCGUUUAAUUGUGUCCAUCGAGCGAUAAGAAAAUAUAUAUAUCUUUCUUCUUCGAUAAUCAAUUUUUUUCUCCCCACGUGAUUUUUCCACCUAGAUCAGAAUCCAUCUCUCGAUUCCAUCUCAGAUAUCCGGAUUAUCAACACGUCUCCGCAAAUACGGAUUAUCGAAACAGUGGAUACGCUUCGAAUCACAAAUAGAGACAAAGAGCGAGAGAGAGGGGGAUAGAGAGAGAGAGAGAGGGAGAAAGAGAUCCGCGCACAGCGCUGGAGCGCGGCAAGAGAGAGAGAGAGGGAAAUAGAGGUUAGCAAUCGGUCGGACGGAGACGGAAAUAGAGGUUAGCAAUCGGUCGGACGGAGACGGAAGAAAACGGAGAAGGAAGGUGGAACAACCGCGACGGUUGCGAGAGAGAUAGAAAACGCGGCCGCUAGAUAACAGCUAAGCGAACCCGAGUGCCAUAGAUGCAUCACACACAGUUCUCCGCGUCGCGAGAGUUUCUCUUCUUCGCCUCUUCGCCUCGAUCGGUUUUCCUCCUCGGGGAGGACGGAAAGUGGGGAUCCGCAGGAGGUUCAUCUCUCUCGGUUUCGGAGGAUCGAUUUCAGUCGGAGAGGAAUAACGUUCGUUCUCGGACAAAAUUGCGUUCGAGACGACUUUUUUUUUUUUUUUUUUUCCCCACUUUUGAGAGUUUUCCUCUCUCUGGUGUCGCGAUUUCUUUUUUUUUUUUUUCUGGGAUUUCACUCGAACCCUUUUAUUCUCGAUUCGACGAGAAUAAAAUCUUUCCUCUUUCUUUUUUUUUUCCCCCGCGGUCAGAUGCAAAGAUCACAGGAUCGUGGGGUGAAAAAAUCGGAAGCCACGCGGAACCAGCGAAACGAUGGAGAACACGUGACCCUUGGAGUCGAUAAUAAUAAACGAUAGUAAUAAUAAUAAUAAUAAUAAUAAUUAAAUAAUAAUAAUAAAAAAAAAAAAAGGAAGGGAGGAAGAGAAGAGGGGGUGGUGGUCGAAGCGAGGAAAAGCGAUGCGAAAAGGGCCGCGAGGACAGCGGGCGUCGAUCGAAAACGUGGGAUCAGCGAUUGAGGUCAAAGCGAUCUCGAAGCUGCGUAGCGGCGGGUGAAACGCGAGUUGAGCGCGAGCGCCGCCCAUAAAGCGAGACAAGGAUGAAGAAUAACGCGAGCAACCACGGAGAGAAGAACGGGCCGGAGAGCCUGAAGUUGUUGAGGGUGCCGUCCACGCCCCCGACCACCCCGACCACCCCUACCACGCCGAGGGGGCUCGAGGACGUGUUCAGGGAUCUGCCCAUCACCGACGAGACCUCCUGCGGUAUAUGGUGCAUAAGGAACCCCACGUUGCAAAGAUUCGCCAACAAGAAGGCUUACGUGUUCCUGUACGGUGUGCUCGGUUGUAUAUUUUCGGCCAGUUACGCGUACUUCAACGGCACGAUCACCACCAUCGAGAAGAGGUUCAAGAUACCUUCGAAAACGACAGGUCUCAUCUCGGUGGGCAACGAUAUCUCGCAAUUGUUCGUAUCGGUGGUCCUGUCUUACUACGCAGGAAGGGGUCACAGGCCUCGAUGGAUCGCAUUCGGGAUUUACACGGUAGUUGUCUUCUGUUGUUUAACAAUGUUGCCACACUUCUUAUACGGUCCAGGAGAAGACGCUCUUUUACUUACGAAAGAGUAUGGGGCAAAGCCGGAAAACUCGAGUCACAUACCUGAUAAAUAUCGGAAGUUCUUGUGUCUCGGGAAGGAAAGCCGAGAGGAUGAAUGUGAGGAUGCCGAUGGAAAUUUCGCGCCCCAAGCAUUGCUCUUCGUUGCGCAAUUAGUAUCAGGAGUCGGUGGUUCACUCUAUUAUACUUUGGGUGUAUCGUAUAUGGACGAUAAUAUACAGAAAUCGAAGACACCGGCACUGAUCAGCUUUUCCUAUUUCUUGAGAAUGUUGGGACCCGCUAUUGGUUAUGGGUUGGCGUCGUUCGCGUUGAAAUUUUAUAUCAGUCCUAGUCUGACGCCCACCAUUACGACACAGGAUCCAAGAUGGUUAGGUGCUUGGUGGCUCGGUUGGAUUAUUCUGGCGAUUCUUCUUUUCAUCUUCGCAAGCGUAAUCGCGCUUUUCCCCAAAACACUACCAAGAGCCGCAGCUCGUAAAGCUUUAGCAUUGGAACGAAACAAAACUGCAACGACCAUCAAAGAAGAGGAAUCAGAAUUACCAGCUUCUCUCUCGGAUAUGCUGAGGACGUUUAAACGAUUAUUAACAAACACUACUCUGAUGUGCAACAAUUUGGCAACCGUUUUCUAUUUUAUGGGAUACAUGCCAUAUUGGAUUUUCAUGCCGAAAUACAUCGAAACUCAGUACAAACAAUCCGCUUCUGUCUCGUCAUUGAUCACUGGAACAGUUGGUUUAGUCUUCAGUGCAUUUGGAAUUCUUCUUUCUGGUUUGAUUAUCUCGAAAUACAAACCCAAGGCUAGAUAUUUGGCCGCGUGGAACGUGAUGGUGGGUGCUAUAUCGGUCGUAGGAAUGAUCUCUUACGCAUUUUUGGGUUGCUCGGCCAACGACAAACAAAUUAUGGUUCAACCGGAUGGCAGCUUGAAGACUCAACUCCCUUGCAACGAGCAUUGCAUGUGUGACUACGUUACUUACAAUCCUGUUUGCUCCGAGCAUGGACAGACUUUCAUCUCAGCUUGUCACGCUGGAUGUCGUAAUGUAAAGAUAUUAACCAACAGUAGUAAAUUGUAUACGGAAUGCAGUUGCAUCAAACCGAAGUUCGCACGUUUGCCAUUUUUGUUUCCAAACAACACGUGGAAUCCGCAGACAACUGAUGUUCCAUUCGAGACACCAGCACCCGAUGGAUCAACAGGUUUUGGAACUGCGAUUCCAGGAGCGUGUCCCGUGGAUUGUAUGCACAAAUUUUAUAUAUUUCUGGCUGUGGUUUGCUUGCUUAAAUUCAGCGGCGCCACCGGAAGGGCAUCGAAUUUUUUGGUUUCUGUCAGAUGCGUGGAUGAAAAGGAUAAAACAGUGGCUAUGGGCUUUGGAUUAACUAUUAUGAGUUUAUUUGCAUUCAUACCCUCCCCUAUUUUAUUCGGAUACAUUUUAGAUAAGACCUGUAUUGUUUGGGGGAAAACAUGUUCAGGUACAGGAAAUUGUUGGCUCUACAAUGGAGAAACGUUGAGGUAUCUACUAAACUUUACUGCAGCCACAUUCGUAACGAUCGGCACGUUAUUCGACGUGGGUGUGUGGUAUUUCGUGAAAGAUGUAAAGAUUUUCGAUGAGGAGAUUGAAUUGAAAGACAUACCCGAAGAGCCAGGAGAGACGCUUUGAAAAUAAAUCACACGAUCAGAUAUCAAAUCGUUUGUCGAGGGUGAAAGGUGAAAAGUUAAAAAUCGAAAGUCAUUGGUGAAGAGAAAAAAGGAUUAAAAUAAAUGAAUAAACAAAAAGAAGAUGGGAACGUCAAGUAAAAAAAAAAAAAGGAAAUGGAAGAGCUGACGAAUAAAGACUUUACAAGUACCUUAAGCAAUUUCUUGGAUAUAUUUAAAACGUACUCGUAGUACCUCGGAUAGAACUUAUCGUUGACUAUAGUUCACUCGUGAGGGCAUUUGAAAAAGAAAAUGAAUUAAUUUUUUUUUUUUUAUUUAGUAUCUUCGUUUUAUUACGCAUUGUUAUUGAGUAACAAUUCUCAUCGUAGAUGCAAGAGUAAGUGUAAAACGACUCAUAUCAGUAUGAUACUUUCAAUUCAUAAACCCAUAUUUUCUCGUGUACAAAAUAUAUAUAGAGAAUGAUAAUUUGUAUCUAUUAUCUAUCCGACAGAUGUUUUAAUUUUAAAUUUAUCAUAUGAUAUAAUAAUAUAUCUGUUUUUUAAAUUAAUGAAUCGUUGUUGAAUAAUAUUAAUAAGACUAUAGACUUAGAGAAUCUAUUCAAAUAAAAUAAUUGUUUUUUACUUGAACAGAUUAAUUUACGUAAUGAUGAAUGAACUUAGAUAGAUGAUCACACAUUGUUAAGAAUUAACAUGUGGAAUUUUUAUUUAGUAGCAAAGUCGUAUGAAUUAUUAAAAGAGAGAUUAAUACUGACGAUAAUAAAGAUGAGGAAUAAAUUAGGCUAUUUGGAUUUCAAAUAGAGAUCUAUUAUUUUGAAAUUUUAAUUUUAGCAAUUAUAUAUCUUUCAAUAAAACAAUUUUAUCUA